Messenger RNA from Lepus europaeus (European hare), 1496 nucleotides. RefSeq names its product SCAN domain containing 1 (gene SCAND1). The record is from RefSeq and is a predicted model, not a curated record. The coding region runs from base 154 to 654 and encodes 166 amino acids. The transcript has 2 exons. Lineage: Eukaryota; Metazoa; Chordata; Mammalia; Lagomorpha; Leporidae.
UCCGGAAGCUCGGCCUCGGCUUCCGGGCGCUCGUGCGCCCGCGGAACCACAGAGAAGCCUCGCGAGGCUUCCGCUUCCGGCUGCGCCUGGAGCUCCGCGGGGCAGACGCAGUGCUGAGCCCACGGCUGCUGGACAAGAGUGACGGCCGGAGCCAUGGCGGAGACCGAGCCGAGCUUGGGGGCCCCCCGGAGCCCCUCAGCGGCGUCGCUGGAGAAGCGCGAGGAGGAAGCGGGCCCGAGCUCAGACCCUGAGCGUGACUCCGCGGGCCCCUCCACGCUGGAGGCCUCACCGCCUUCCCUCGAGCCCGCCGUCCAGGAAGCGAGCCCCCCGCCCCCCGCGGCCCUGGAGCUGCCCCUGCGCUCUGCGCCUCAGGCCGAGGCCGCUCCGCGCUCCCCGCCGGGCCCCGGCGGCUCCCGGCCCGGCCCCGAGACGUUCCGCCAGCGCUUCCGGCAGUUCCGCUACCAGGACGCGGCGGGGCCCCGCGAGGCGUUCCGCCAGCUGCGGGAGCUGUCCCGCCAGUGGCUGCGGCCCGACAUCCGCACCAAGGAGCAGAUAGUGCAGAUGCUGGUGCAGGAGCAGCUGCUGGCCAUCCUGCCCGAGGCGGCGCGGGCCCGGCGGCUGCGUCGUCGCGCCGACGUGCGCAUCACCGGCUGAGCGGCGGGGCUGCGGGCUCCGGUCCCGGGGGGUGGGGCGUGGGGCGGCGAGAACCUGCUCCCCACUCUGUGAAUGAAAUAGAGUUUGGCAGCUCCCGUGGUCUGGUGUCUCUCUUUCGUUCGUCUUCUAUUGGGGUAGUUUCACCGAGCCUGUUUCCCACCUGCAGUGCGCGCGGAAGGCCUCCAUUUCCUAGUCCUUGGGCCUGCCUUAGCUGUUGUGGGAUCCUUGCAUGUUGACCAGGCCUGGACCACCCUUCACACCUGGAUUUCUUGUUUAACAGGAGCUUGUUCUCCUACCUGAAGAGGUGGAUGAUGGCUUGUGGAGUCCUGCUGGUUCUGUACCUGCCCUUGGGGCACUGCCUUUCUUCCCUAAGGCCCGAAUUCCGGGGCUGUUGCCAUGUGUUUUACACCUUGCAGGGAGAGACUAGUUCUUGAUGAGCUCUGGUUUAUGCCUCCAGACUAACUUCCUCUGUUGCAAAAUUUUAGGCUGGUAGGAUUUAAAUGGAGGAACUGGUGUGAACGAAAGGAUGGUUUGCAUUACUGAAGCUAUUCAUCUUAACUUCUCUGCAGCUGGCCCCCUAAUUUAAUCAGCUUAAUUGUUUAGAGGGAAGAGAACUUGGCAAGAAAGGAGGAGAAUCUGCUAACUGGGACUCCACCUCUCUUGAGGCUCUGCCCACUGGAGGAGGGGCUCCUUGGGUCCCACCUAGCAGGGCCUGAAGAUGGUGCGAGACCUGCUUCCAGCAAUCAGCAUUAUAGUCCGUCUGCAGCUUGCACCAAAAAGCAUGAACCAGGCUGGACUAAAAGCUGGUAUGGGCAUUUUGCUCUUGAAUAAAGAAACAUUUA